Messenger RNA from Aspergillus chevalieri, 2103 nucleotides. Its product is annotated as sodium:solute symporter family protein. Gene Ontology annotation, biological process: urea transmembrane transport. Gene Ontology annotation, cellular component: plasma membrane. Bases 1 to 2103 code for a protein of 700 amino acids. The transcript is spliced from 10 exons. The record is from RefSeq and is a predicted model, not a curated record. Gene Ontology annotation, molecular function: urea transmembrane transporter activity. Lineage: Eukaryota; Fungi; Ascomycota; Eurotiomycetes; Eurotiales; Aspergillaceae.
AUGACGGGUCUACAAGCACGCGCUGGUGGUGCUAGCAUCACGCCGCCGCUGCCUCAAGCGGCUGGUUAUGUGGUUGUUGUUGUUUUGGGUUUGGUUGUUGCAGUUGUCAUGAUGUACGUGACCAAGAUACUGAAGAACACUACUGGAGAAGACAACAAGAAGACGGAAAUGUUCAUGACAGCAAACCGAACAGUCCGGACGGGUUUGACUGCAUCUGCUGUGAUUUCGUCAUGGCUUUGGACAACGGCUAUCCUAGGAUCUUGCUUUACAGGCUACGACUACGGUGUAUCAGGACCAUUCUGGUUUGCUGCCGGAUGCAGCCCUAUGAUCGUCUUCUUUGCCCUCCUUGGUAUUUCCUGCAAGAGAAAGAUCCCUGAAGCGCAUACUUCUCUGGAACUUGUUCGGAUUCGAUAUGGAAAAAUCGCCCACGCCGUCUUCAUGAUCCUCUGCCUUGUCAACAACAUCUUCGCCAGUGCCAACAUGCUCCUCGGCGCUGCUGCGGUCAUUGCAGCUGUUUCGGGGAUGCAUAUUAUCGCAGCGACUUUUCUGAUUCCAGUUGGCGUGACGGUGUAUACGUUUGUCGGUGGUAUCAAGGCUACUUUCCUGACCGACUACUUCCAUACGGUCAUCAUCCUGGCUAUCUGCUGCUACUUCUCGGUCAAGGCAUUCACGAACGAUCAAGUGGGAUCCGUUGGGGACCUGUUUGAUCUCAUCCAGAAGGCUGGGCAGGCGCAUCCUGUUUCUGGGAACUCGCAGGGAUCGUACUUGACCAUGACUUCGAAGAGUGGCAUCCUCUUCGGCAUCCUCCACACAUGCUCCAACUUUGGCCUCGUUAUCAUGGACACAUCCUACUUCAUAAAAUCCUUCUCCGCCACCCCCCGCGCCGUCGUCCCCGGCUACGCAAUCGGCGGCAUCCUCUACUUCGCCAUCCCCUGGGGCCUAGGCACCGUAAUGUCCUCGCUCGCCAUCGGCCUCGAAUCCCACCCCUCCUUCCCAACCUACCCCCGCCGCAUGACAUCCUCCGAAGUCAGCGGCGGCCUUGUCCUCCCGUACGCAGCGAUCGCAAUCGCAGGGAAAGGAGGCGCGACGGCCGUACUUCUCAUGACAUUUAUGGCUGUUACGUCGACGCUUAGCGCGCAGGUUAUUGCGGUCAGCUCGAUUUUGAGUUUCGAUGUGUACCGGCUGUAUUUUAAGAAGGGCGCUAGCGAUCGCGAUAUUAUCAGGGCGAGCCAUUUGGGGGUUAUUUUCUUUGCCGCGUUUGCGGCCGGGUUUAGUACUAUGCUGCAUUAUGUUGGGAUUGAUCUAGGUUGGACGUUGUAUAUGCUUGGAGUGGUAACAUGCCCCGGCGUCUUCCCCAUGGUCUUCACCGUGCUAUGGAAGCACCAAUCCAAAGCCGCCGCCAUCCUCUCCCCAAUCCUCGGCAUCGCCACGGGAAUCGCCGUCUGGCUCGGCACAGCACACCACUUCUACGGCUCCGUCUCUGUCUCCGCGACAGGCGGACUACUCCCCUGCGUCUACGGAACCGUGGCCUCAGCCUUCUCGCCCAUCCUCUACUCCGUGCUGAUCACCCUCGUCAAGCCGCAGAACUACGACUGGAGUAACUUCCGGCAGGAGAAACUCGCGCUGGAGAAGGUGGAGAGCGAUUUGACGAAUGUGCAUCAUGGGGAGAAUGACUCGCCAUCUGUUGCGCGGGAGCAGGAGAAUAGGGUUGAGGUCGAGCAGCAUCGGAAUGAGGAGGAUGGGGCGCAGCCGGCGCCACAGGCUAGCACUGCUAAAGAACUGAAGCGGUGGACGCGGAUUGCUGCGUUCUGGUCUGCUGCUACGUUCCUGGGACACUGGGUGAUCUGGCCGUUGCCGAUGUAUGGGUCGAAAUAUGUUUUUGAGAAAAAGUUUUACUACGCCUGGGUAAUCGUCGCCAUAAUCUGGCUCUGGAUCACCAUGCUGGUAACAACCUUCUACCCGAUCCUCGAUGGCGGAUGGCAGCAGAUCCGCGAGGUGUACAACGGGUGGAAGAAUAACAAGCGCGCGGCGAUUGACGGGACUGUGCCGGCUAGUCCGCCCAGUCCGGAGGAAGUCGAGGUUGAGGGGAAGGAGACUAAAUGA